Aureococcus anophagefferens is the source of this 882-nucleotide messenger RNA. RefSeq names its product expressed protein. The transcript has a single exon. Bases 1 to 882 code for a protein of 293 amino acids. The record is from RefSeq and is a predicted model, not a curated record. NCBI's taxonomy places the organism in Eukaryota, Pelagophyceae, Pelagomonadales, Pelagomonadaceae.
AUGGAUCAGCAGCUCCAGGUCGCGCGCGCGCGCUGGCGCGCCGCGGCCGCCGCGUUCGGCGUCCUCCUCAUGCUCAUCUCGCCUCUCUCGAUUCUGCACUUGAGGAGAAAACAGAGAACCGAUGACAUCGUGCUCGCGUCGCUCGUGCAGCUCGACGACUUCGUCGCGUCCGCGGACGACGUCGAGCUCGAGACGCUCGUGCAGUUCGACGACCUCAUCGACGACUUCGCCGCGUUGGACGCCGCCGCGGACGACGCCGCCGCCGCGGACGACGCCGCCGCGGACGACGCCGCCGCGGACGACGACGCCGCCGCGGACGACGACGCCGCCGCGGACGACGACAACCUCGCGCUCGCGAGCGCGACGGACGAGUACGCGACGACGGCGACGUGCGGCCAGCACAAGUCCCCGAACCACGACCGCGUGCCGGACUGCACGCACUGGGACCAGGGCAGCUGCGGCAACGCGUGCUGCGUCGCCGAGAUAGACGUCGCUGGCGGCGUCGACGCGACGUACCUCGCGCUCAGGGCGUACCUGGAGUCCGGCGGCGGCGACGGCGGCUACGCCAAGGCGUCGAAGCGCGACGCGUCCGGCCACGUCUCCGAGGACGACCAGGGCGACUACCCGUUCGGCUUCGACCCGCCGCUGCCGUGGCGCUUCACGACGUCGGCGACGCACGCGACGUCCGGCGGUUACGUCGACGCGCUCUACUUGUCCGUCGGCGAGACCGGGAGCGGGUCCAAGGUGCGCAUGUCGUCGACGAGCACGAUCAACGGCGCGCUCGGCGACAUGGGCCAGAACUACAAGAACCUCGCCUUCCUCUGCGAUGGCCUGGGCUGGAGCGCGCCGACCAUCAAGUUCGGGUGCGGGUACCGGUCGUAA